Molecule: messenger RNA, 1884 nt
Organism: Colletotrichum scovillei
Lineage: Eukaryota; Fungi; Ascomycota; Sordariomycetes; Glomerellales; Glomerellaceae
Exons: 1
Coding region: 344-1813 (489 amino acids)
Biological process (GO): nucleolar large rRNA transcription by RNA polymerase I
Cellular component (GO): RNA polymerase I core factor complex
Molecular function (GO): RNA polymerase I core promoter sequence-specific DNA binding; TBP-class protein binding
Source: RefSeq, a predicted model, not a curated record
AAAAAAGUAAGAGCAAGAGAUGUCUCGUCAUAAUUGCUUCCCGACUUCUCCCUCCCCGAACCACCUUUGUUGUCACGCCGCACUUUCCGUUUGCUUUUAAGCAGUCGAAUGAGCACUGGCUCAAUGCCAAGUAGCGAUACGAGUUGAACAGCCUUCACCUAACUCGAGGCAACUGCCUUCUUUAUCCGACACCCUAUCCCGAGUCACGACGGUACACUGCGACUUCUCAUUGCCUCUCCCACCAACUGCCUGCGUCCGAUCGCCCUCUCGCGAAGCUUUGAUACGAAAUCAAAGCAUUCAGACGAAAGCUCAAAGAUCAAAGGCACCACUCCCCGCCGCAAACAUGCCUCCGAGCAGUGGCGCAAACCGAAUGGCCCAGUACGCCAGGAAUGCGUCCAUGGACUCGGGCCUCCCAAACGGAAGCAACAACCAGACAGAUCAACUGCGACCCGGGGCAACUGGCUUCCCUACUCGACAGACCAUCACCGAGUCUGCGAGGCUACCUGCCCCCAAGCCUCUCGCGUCUGCCAUACCCUUGGCGUCCCACAUCCGCCAGCCUGAGCCAGGCCUUGCCCAACCUCAAUCCGCACCGCCCAUGCAUCCUCGCCAGCCUUUGCCCGAUAGCUCCCCGCCUCCACCGCAACGAAAACGAUCCAAUUCGCAGAGCAGCGAUGGGCCUGGUUUCUGGCCCGAGUCUCACAUAGAUAGUCAGUUUGGCUCGCCUACCACCCAACGCACCGAGCGAUACGACACCGGCAUCGACGACCGCCUCGGUGCGCUGCCGCACUUACUGCAACCCGCUGCUGAAGUGCCUGCGAUGCCCAAGUUUGAGGACACCCAUCAGCCAAUGGGAAACAACGGGAUGCCGAGCUUCAUCAUUGGCAAGGACGGCUCAAUGAGAGUUAUGCCAAAGAACCAACAUGCUCUGCCAAUUACACACCACGGCGGCAUGGUACACUCGCGAGAGCAGCAGCUUGAGCAUGAGGAAUACUCGAGCGAACCUCUCUACAACAACCACCAGUCUCCGCUGCGCCAGACAAGGAUUGCGAUCCACCCCACUACCGUGAAGCGACCGUACGGGCCCCCCGCCUUUGAGGAUGACGAGGAAGUCUUCUCCGACGCUCCAACUCGUAAAGUCCCACAUCAUCAGCAAAACCUAAGGCGUGUCAUUAGAAGAGACAGGCCUCCGGAGUCCCGGCGAGUCGAACUCUUUCCAGAGGAAGAAGAAGUCGACGGCAGCCUGGCUAGCGACUAUCCUGCUACGGAGGACGACCACGGCACUCCCCGCGCUAGUCGUAAGAAGAGUAUGCCAACGGAUGUGCCUCCCCUUGAAGGCCCGCUUCCGAUUGCGGCCCGCGGCCAGCGAGACAAAUCACGGAAGCGACGUCGUGAGAAGUGUGACUACGGAGAUGAAGAGCUCCAGAGGAUGACAUACUCCCAACUACGCGAGCAACCCUUUGACGAAGAUCCUGCCAAGACAUCCCUCCCAACGGCUACGCCUCUGAACGGCGACAGCCUUUCAGUCAAGCUCGAACAUUUCAAGGACCAGCGCGAAUCCGACCAGAAAGCCUUCUUUAGUCAGAUGAGUGUUGGCGACUGGGAGCGGUCCGGCGAUUGGUUCCUGGACCAGUUUGGCAGUGUUGCGAAGAAGUUGAAAGAGGCGCGCAAGGAGAAGCGAGACAUGGUUGAUCGUUUCGAGACGGAGAUUGCCAAAAGGGAGGAGGCAGUCCGCGUCCGGACUGAGAACAUUACAAAGAAGCUGAGCAAGAUCCGCCACAAGGGCGAAGACAUGUUGGCAGACAAGGAGGUUUGACUGCAUCCUGCAGAGUAUCAUCACAAGGCGCCAUGGAUCAUUUUAUCGGGUGCCGGUGCAGGCAAAAGGGC